AAAAAAAUUUUAAGAAAGAAAAAUGGGAUCCUUAUCUCUCUCUCACUCUCUCUCUCCCUGUCGACGAUAACUUGUCCCCUUCCCCUCUGUCUCUAUUCGUUCUCCAGCCACCGGCUAUGAGAACCGGCGAACUAACACUCUAACUGCAUCUACUCCUUACAAGAAUUUGAUUUCGGUCUUGGUUCAGGCAAUUUGGUGUCCGAUCAUGAGAGAUUGCGACUGAAAGUUGCGAUAUCGUGCGAUGAAGUUCUUCGGCAAUAUCUCGUCGUUCCAUUGACUUCAAGCUCCAGGGAUGGUCCCAAUUGACUCCUAGACAUCUCUUGAACAUUUUCGCUCCAUCGAUUUCGAUGAUGGGGCUUGGAUGGUGGAAACGCCAAUGAAGACGGUGGAGCAGCGGCUGUCGAGCCCGUUCCGGCCAAUUAAAGAAUCGAUCUCAACCAACCGACAUAAAAAAUGGAUUACCUGUUAAAUUUCGAGUCCAAGGAUGUAAGGAUCGCAAAGUUCCACUUAUAAUUGAUUCUCCGGCCACCGUGGAUGGUGACGCCGACGGAGGCCCUGUGACCGGACGGCGAAUCUCCAGCAAGACCCCCAGCAGACAAAAUAAUUGUCUCUUUGCACUGAAUCCACAUUCGAACUCUGAAUCGCGUUGGCAGCGGGCAUCCCAAGUGUACAAUGGCCCCACAAUAUAUUGCAAAUCCAUACGAUUCCUACUCAACAGUUCGCUCUCUCCUUUAUACCCGGUGCUUCAUAUUAUUUUACAAUUUUACCCUUUCUCUUCCAUUAACUAUGAAAAUACCAUCCAAUAAAACGCGAGUAUACUAAUUUUUCUAUACUCGCGAUUUCAAGAAACAGGACCAUCAAGAAAUAUAACCAAAACAGAAUCAGCAAAAACUGCAAAGGGCGGCUUUUUCUGCUCCAUACCAUUUACGUUGCAACGACCAGCGUUGAUACGUGAUAGACACUCAAAAACAAAAAAGGACACGCUCUCUCUAAAAACUCUUUAAAGUUUAUAGUCUCUUCUUCUUCCUUCUGCUGGUUCUAAGGUUCGCCGACGGUUUCGUUUUUUCAGCUUCUCUGUUUAGUUGUUGAAAGUUGCCUCAGUCGACUCGAUUAGGGUUUUGAAAUCGCUUUCUAUAGAAGGUUUGCAAUGACUUCCACUUCAAGGAGAGAAAGAGACACAAGUAAUUCGAAGUUAGAGGACUACAAAUAUAGGUAUUAUAACGAGUUGAAGAGGGGAAGAAUUGAUGUUAAAAUUUCAAAUUCAGGUUAUAGAUGCCCCUACUGUCAUCGGAGGAGGGGAGAUUACCUUUUUGAGGAGCUUCUUCAACAUGCAUAUCAUCUUGGUAGAGAUAUUCAAAGAAUAGAUCUCAAAGGGAGAGCUCAGCACUUAGCUUUGGAGAAGUAUAUAAACCGAUAUAUGAAUGUAAAGGAGAAUUCAAAGCAAGCCUCCAAAACUGAGUUUUAUGGCAAUGAAAAACGUGAUACGGCUCAGUUUUUUGUUUCUCCUACUGUACUUGACCAUGAAAAAGACGGAAAAAUUCCUUCCUCCAAACAUGACCAGAAGUAUAUGAACAGAUAUAUGAAUGUAAAGGAGGAGUUAAAGCAAGCCUCCAAAACUGAGUUUCAUGGCAAUCAAAAACAUGAUGUGGCUCAGUUGUUUGUGUCUCCUACUGUACAUAACCAUGAAAAAGACGAAAAGAUUCCUCCCUCCAAACAUGAUCAUGGUAAAGACCAAUUGUUUGUUUGGCCUUGCGUGGGAAUUGUUGCUAAUAUCCAAACUCGUUUGAUAAAUGGUCGUCAUGUUGCAGAGAGUGGUUCAAAACUUAGGGAUGAGUUAACAAGAAAGGGGUUUGAUCCAGUUAGGGUGCAUCCUUUAUGGAAUCACUUGGGUCAUUCUGGUUUUGCAAUUGUUGAUUUUAAGAAUGGAUGGGAUGGCUUCAAAAAUGCAAUCAUGUUUGAGAAGGAUUUUGAAGUCAAUCAUUGUGGAAAGGAGGACUAUUGUAAUCUCCCACAGUGGCAUAGGGGAGAUAGGCUUUAUGGAUGGGUUGCACGAGAUGCUGACUAUUAUUCUAGAGGUGUUAUUGGUGGUCAUUUGAGAAAGUAUGGGGAUCUAAAAAGUGUUUCUGGACAGGAAGCUGAGGACCGACGAAAGGAUUCAAAACUUGUGACCACCUUGACAAAUACCUUGCUAAUAAAGAAUGAGUGCCUUAGGGAAAUGGAGAUCAAAGUUAAUGAGACUAAUGUAUCUUUGAACAAGGUGAUAGAAGAAAAGGAUGCUAUAAUCACAUCUUUUAACGAAGAAAUGAGAAGGAUGCAACAAAUAGCACAUGAUCAUUUUGAAAAGAUUUACAUAGAGCAUAAGAGAGCAACACUAGAUUUGGAAGCUCAGAGAAAGGAAUUGGAGCAGCGUGAGAAGCAGCUUCAAAAACGGGAGUUUCAGAAUGAAAAUGAGAGGAGGAAGUUUCAUCAUGUUAAGAAAAUGAAUGAGAGGGCAAUAGUGGAGCAGAAAAAGGCAGAUGAAAAGGUUUUCAGGUUGGCAGAAGAACAAAAGAGACAAAAGGAGAAACUCCACAAGAAAAUUAUUGAGCUGGAAAAGAAACUUGAUGCUAAACAAGCAUUGGAGUUGGAGAUAGAGCAGAUGAAAGGCACUUUGCAAGUAAUGAAGCACAUGGGAGAGGAUGAGGAUAUGGAGGUCAAGAAAAAGAUGGACGUGAUUCGCGAAGAACUUAAGGAAAAGGAAGAAGAACUUGAUGCAAUGGAAACACUUAACCAAACCCUUAUUGUCAAGGAGCGCAUGAAUAAUGAUGAGUUGCAAGAUGCUCGUAAGGAAUUGAUGACUGGUUUAGGAGAAGAUACCCGUGCUUUUAUUCAUGUCAAGAAAAUGGGGGAGCUGGAUGGUAGACCAUUUCAUACAGCAGCCAAGCGAAAAUUUUCUGAUGAAGAAGCUGAUAUGAAAGCAGGGGAGCUGUGUUCACUAUGGGAUCAUUGCCUGCGAGACCCUGGCUGGCAUCCAUUUAAGAUCAUCACUGAUAAGGAAGGACAUUCUGAGGGACUUGUCGAGCUUGUCUUCCUUAAGGUGUCACAUUGUCUCGCUUGGACGGUCUGUUAUUCUUCAAUUUCCUCUCACAACCUGUUUUUUUCAAUUUCUUUUCCACAUCUCAACAAAAAAUUCUGUAUUACUCUCUCCCUCAUAUGGCAGACGACCUUUCAAUCAUCUUGCUUAACAUUUCUUGGGAGAUACUCAAUGAAGAUGAUGAAAAGCUGAAAGAACUGAAGAGUGAGUACGGCCUUGAAGUUUAUGUUGCUGUGACUAAAGCCUUGAAAGAAAUAAAUGAAUAUAAUCCAAGUGGGAGGUACAUCGUAAGGGAGAUUUGGAAUUCCAAGGAGAACAGAAAAGCAUCAUUGAAGGAGGGAGUAGUGCAUUUACUGAAGCAGUGGAAGCUGCAUAAACGAAAGAAAACCUAAGGUAUAUACAUGUCAUCUAAUAAAUACAAAAUAUAUUGUACGAGUCACUGACACUGCCCUUUUAUUCCGUCUUGUUUUGACUGGAUAAUUCAGCAUAAAAGUUAGAGGUUUUAGAUUCUAUAUGAAAAUUGGCUUUCUUUUUAUGCAUGUUUAUAUCUAAUUCAUUUAUAAUAAGCAAAACUAUAUUUCAUCA
This is a messenger RNA of Jatropha curcas, 3658 nucleotides long. RefSeq names its product XH/XS domain-containing protein (gene FDM4). Gene Ontology annotation, biological process: gene silencing by siRNA-directed DNA methylation. NCBI's taxonomy places the organism in Eukaryota, Viridiplantae, Streptophyta, Magnoliopsida, Malpighiales, Euphorbiaceae. The record is from RefSeq and is a predicted model, not a curated record.